Caenorhabditis auriculariae is the source of this 1937-nucleotide messenger RNA. The record is from the annotation of a GenBank genome assembly. Lineage: Eukaryota; Metazoa; Nematoda; Chromadorea; Rhabditida; Rhabditidae.
AUGAACGUGAACGGAAAAAGGGUCCACCAGGUUGGUUUUUUUCUAAAUUACGGUCUUAAAAAAAUUGGAUAAUUGAUAGAAAAAAGUGGAGAAAAUUUGAAUUUUAUCCUCGAAGAAUGGUUUUGAAAUCAUUAGCUUCAAAAAAACCCUUAAUUUUCCAAAAAAAAAUUUUUUUGGUAUACAACACUAUUUUUCCAAGUUCUAACGAUUACCAGAAUGGAAAAUUUCGAGCCUAGUUUCUUUUUUUUAAACAUCUGACCUGUGAAAAAUUUUUAAAAAGGUCAUUUGACCUCUUGAAAAUCCUUAAAAAGGCUCUCCAAUUCUACAAAUCGCUUUAUUUCCUUCUAGAAAAAUUUCAUAGAACUUUUGCAUUUUUGAAAAACCCGGCUCAUCUUAUUCUCAAUCUUUUUUCUUUGGAUUCUAAAAAAUAUUACUCGGAACUUCUUUAUCACUAAGAAACAUGAAAAGAAGUCUUUUUUGAAUAAAUUACGAAAAUUCUCAGGUGAACCACGGAUUCGACAUCCUCCGAACGAGGCUCCGGCCUCACGCCGCCAAUAAAAAGCUGAGCAAGGCCGACACCUUGAGAGAAGCUGUCAAGUACAUUGCUCAUCUACAGUCGCUUCUUGGCGCCGAGCAGUACAAUGCUUCAGGUGAGAAUAUUUGAUUUUUUAUUGUAAAAAUUGAGAUUUCUAGUGGAAUCCAAGUCAUUAUAUAGUUUAUAGAUCUUAGGAUUUUUCCUAAAACUGAUAAAGCUUUUUAAUAAAGACCCUAAGAGCUUAAAAAUUUUUUUCGGGUCCCCAAGCUCUUUCUGAAAAAAAUUAGGCUUACUAAUAGAAUUUUUUUCGCCAUUUCCAUGGUCUGUAUAUUUUGUUACUUUCCGUAAGUGGAUGUGAUGCUUGAGACAAGCUAAAACGUUUUAUCCAUAGAGCAACCUUACUGUUUAUUUUAUUUUCAAGAAAGUUCAAAAUUUUUUCAAUAAGCCCUUCUCAAAACUUUUUUGAAAUUUCGAAAGACCAUUGUACUUUUGCUAGAAGCUUUAUCAUAAUUCCCUCUGAAUCCUCAUUUUUUCACAGCUCAAACUCAUGACUCCCCCAAAAUCUCCCAAAUUCCAGUGUUCCCCACGACGUGCUCCACCUCCAACCAAAUGUUCUUCCCGAACAUGCCGCCGGCCGACGAUUUCGACAUGUACUUCCCCCAAGGAGCUCCAGCUCCGAACACCUCCCAGCAACAGUCGCCAGCUCAAGGCGGCUACCUUCCCUACACGGCCAACGUCUCUCCGACCACCUCCACCUCCUGCGGCUCCUACUCGCCGCCCCAGCAGCCCUAUAUGAUGUACCAUAGUCAAGGUGAUUUUUCUUUAUUCAUAAUAGUUCAUUAACUUGAAAAAAUCAGUCAGUAGGAGCCAAAUCGCCCUAAUAAAAAAUGAUUAGUAGUUUUUUAAAAAUAGUGGUCAUUCGAAAAAUUUUUUAACAUUGAAGUUUCUUUUAAAUGAUUCGAUUUACAAGCUGAGAACUAAAUUUUUAAAAGUCCAUCAAAAAUUGAGAAAUCUACGAUACCACAAGCUUUAUUUUAUUUAUGAUCAAGUUUGCUCUAUUGAUAAUUUUUCUAACUUUGUGAAAAAUAGCGCUUGAACUGUGCUUUACUGAUAUACCUUUCUUUAAACUCGAAAAUCCAAAGUUUGAUUGUAGAAAAAUUUUAAAAAUCGAUGGCUCAAAAAACGUGAGUAAGUUCGCUCCAUCGCUAAUCUCUCUUUGAACCUGAAAAGUGUAUACCCUAGAAGCUCUGCUUAAAUUUCUUGUAGCGCAUUUUUGAAGAAAGCCGUGAAAAAAAAGUUUAAAAGAAUUGAGUCUGCCAUUUUUCAAAGUCAAAUGUGCUCCAAUGAGAAAAAAAAAUUUUCUAACUAUUUUUUAUUUUCAGGAAUGCGUCAUUCACCAUGA